Molecule: messenger RNA, 1548 nt
Organism: Neoarthrinium moseri
Lineage: Eukaryota; Fungi; Ascomycota; Sordariomycetes; Amphisphaeriales; Apiosporaceae
Exons: 6
Coding region: 1-1548 (515 amino acids)
Source: RefSeq, a predicted model, not a curated record
AUGUUCGCCCACCACCACCUCCUCCUCGCUACCGCCGCGGCAACGUUGGCGGCAGCUACGCCCUUGAAAGGCAUUUAUCCGCAAGACAAUGGAACGACCGGGAUCACUUGGGGACCUUGUGACUUCGAGAGCAAGACAAAUGCGACAAUCCAAUGUGGUUCUUUACCUGUUCCGCUCGACUAUAGCAAUCCCAAAUCCAACAGAACUUUGACCCUCCAAGUCGUCAAGGCUCCCGCCGUGAACGGCCCGUCGAAAGGGAGCAUCCUAUUCAACUUUGGAGGUCCUGGAUACCAAGCGAUUAAUUCUUUGGCUGAUACUGCCCCCUUACUCUUCAACAUGACUGGUGGCCACCACGACCUUGUUGCUUUUGAUCCACGUGGAACCGGAAGAUCAAUCCCAUACUCUUGUUACGACAAUGCAACCGAGAGAGAAUUAGCGGCCUUGAAGUAUCCGGGGAAGUUUGGCAAUAGCUCAGACGUAGGGCUAGGGGAAACUUGGGCUUAUGCUACAAUAUUGGCCAACCGAUGCGAGGAGAAGACAAAAGACAUCGGUAGCUUUAUAGGGACCUCCUUUGUGGCGAGGGACCUGAUGCAGGUUGUUGAUACACUGGGUGAGGAUGGCUUACUCAACUUCUGGGGUUUCUCCUACGGCUCACUACUUGGAGAGGUAGUGGCGGCAAUGUUCCCCGACCGGAUGGGACGUUUGAUCCUAGAUGGUGUGGUCAACGGAAACAACUACUACCACAACUUCGGCAUCGACAAAGAUCAAUUGCUGGCAGUCGAGGAUGCCUGGGACGCCAUGCUUGAGGAAUGCCUCAAGGUGUCUUCUGACCGUUGCGCUCUUGCGGAGGUGAACUCAACAGCCGCCGAGUUGAAGCAAACGUUGAGCAACCUUGUCCAACAAGUGAAAUACGCGCCAAUCGUUGUUGAUGAUUUCGUUCUUGACUACACAAGUCUUGUUGCGAUUUCCUAUGUCGCAAUGAAAAACCCAUCAAUAGCGCCCGCCGUGUUCAAGGUUCUGCACGACAUUUUAACGGGACAGGACCUUGCCUCUCUGGUUCCGUUAUUAACAGCCCAGGCUGCUAAUAUCGCAGUGGAUGGAGACGGCUUGUACGGAAUCAAGUGCAGUGACUCAUUUCCGCGAUCGUCCACCCUUGCAGGAGUGAUGUCCGAGAUCGAGUACGGGGUCAGCACAAGCCCCAACUUCUGGGGUAUUCUUACAACCCAGGUUAUCCAGUGUGCUCAGUGGCCAUUUGAGGCCAAGGAGCGGUACACCGGCGAUUUCAAGGUCAAGACCAAGAACCCCAUCCUGUUUGUCGGGAACUCAUAUGACCCUGCGACUCCGCCGCAUUCUGCCCGGAACAUGACCGCUUUCUUUGAGGACAGUGUGAUGUGGGAACAACAUGGAUUCGGCCAUACCACAUUGGCGGGCCGUUCGGAAUGCAGCUGGAAGAUCAUCCAGGAUUAUUUCAACGACGGAAAGCUACCAGAUCCCAACACUGUUUGCGAGACUGAAGUGGAUAUUUUCCCCGAAACGCCUCGAGCAUAG